UUUUUGGUAUAGAUCUAGAGGUAUGGGAACGUAAGGAACUUGCAGUCCGUCUUUAGAACUGUAGAUCUAUUGAAGAAGAGAAGUGAACCGUUCACAUACAUAGAGUAUUUCAUUGCAGCGGAGGGGAGACAGCAGGCAGCUGUUUAAAGCUUGUUGUUGUUGCAGAAAGAUUCAUCGAACGUUCAGGAACGAAUUGAACCUUGCAGCAACAAAGUGUACCGGUUUCUUCCUUGAGAGACUCAACCCAAGUUUGAAAGAUGGCUGCAGCGGCACUUUCUCUGGACAACCCGAUCUUCCGCAUGUACAUGGGCUAUGCUUUUCUGGUCAUCAUCAAGACAAUGGCCAUGAGCUUUGUGACGGCUUAUUUUAGAAUUACAAUGAAGGUAUAUGCUAAUGAAGAGGAUGUUGCAUUUGACAAGAAAAAGACAAAUAAGGGCCCGCAGAUUCACCCAACUGUGGAGCGAGUUCGAAGAUGCCACCAGAAUGACCUGGAAAACGUGAUCCCCUUUGUUCUGAUGGGCCUUCUCUACGUCGCCACAGGACCCACAACGUUUGCCGCAUCACUGCAUUUCCGCAUUUUUACAGCCAGCAGAUUUCUCCACACGUUUUUUUACCUCUUCUCCAUCCCUCAGCCCACUCGUGUGCUGUCUUUUCUCGUGGGAGUGUUCACGACGCUGUCCAUGGCCUAUCAUGUUUUUGCUCAAGUAGCUUUUUGAAGAGUGACAGAACACAACGCUUGACUUUGCAGUUAAAAGUGUGUCAAAAUGAUACAAUAAGGAAGACUGAGUUUUACUUUUAAGGGUGUUACAAAUAAGGAAGAUUGAAUUUUACUUUUAAAAGGGUGUAGAAAUGAUACAAUGUUCUCAAAUAAGAAAAGUUGAACUUACUUGUAGUGAUGUAUUCUCCCUACUUGUGAUCCGAUCUAGAUGUAAAAUGUUUGUGUCAGGUUGCAGUGGAAUCAGGCACUCGUCAAUUUUUAGGCGUAUGGAGUGAUUGGUACCGUCUUGAAGGGUGUUCCUUUACUUUGUCUUGCUUUUGGUGAGAAAAACCCAAACAGUGGAACUCGGAUUCAACGAGGUCAUAGGGCCUGGCCGAAAAUCUCGUUGAAUUCUAGUGUUCGUUAUUUUUAUAGCAAACACGAGGUUUUGUGUAGAUAAUUACAGGCACUGAGCAAAUAAUGUAUAAAGAGAAGUCACAAGUAGUGCCUGAAAUGCCUGC
Messenger RNA from Aplysia californica (California sea hare), 1218 nucleotides. Its product is annotated as microsomal glutathione S-transferase 1. Lineage: Eukaryota; Metazoa; Mollusca; Gastropoda; Aplysiida; Aplysiidae. Gene Ontology annotation, cellular component: membrane. Bases 258 to 716 code for a protein of 152 amino acids. The record is from RefSeq and is a predicted model, not a curated record. The transcript is spliced from 4 exons.